AUGGCGCCUUCACAAAUCCAAGACUGCAAACUCUGCUUCAUCGGCGGAGGGAACAUGGGGGCUGCCAUCAUCGGUGGUCUCCUCGCUAAGGGAAGCACCACGAAAGAAAACAUCGUCGUCUCCGACCCCUUCGAAGGCACCCGCCAGAAGCUCGAAUCCACCCUCAAGGUGCGCACCACCACCUCCAACGCCGAAGCUUCAGCCGGCGCGGAUCUCCUCGUCCUCGCCGUGAAGCCGCAAGUCGCCAAGGGCGUCUGCGAGGAUCUCGCUCUCGAGUGGAGCAAGGCUGGGGAGAAAGACUUGCCGCUCAUCGUAUCGAUCUGCGCUGGUCUCCCCGUGGAUGCUCUGACGAAGUGGUUCACGGGUGCGGACGGACGCGCGCCCAAGGUUGUGCGCGUGAUGCCCAACACGCCUGCCCUGCUGGGUGAGGGUGCCAGCGGGUCGUUUGCGGGAAAGGGCGUGACGGAGGGGGAGAAGAGGCUGGUGACGGCCCUCUUGGAGGGCUUCAGCAAGGUUUCGGAAUGGGUCGAGGAGGAGGAGUUGAUCGAUGUCGUGACCGCGCUGUCAGGCUCUGGCCCGGCGUACUUCUUUGCGCUCGUCGAGCACAUGGUGGCGAGCGCGACGGCCCUGGGCUUGCCGCGAGAGCAAGCUGAGCGCCUUGCGAAGCAGACUUGCCUUGGUGCUGGACGAAUGCUGGUUGAGUCUGAGGAGACUCCUGGACAGCUGCGAAAGAACGUCACUAGUCCCAAGGGAACGACCGAGGCUGCGUUGAACAGCUUCAAGGACUCGGGAUUGGAGGAUAUUGUUGGUAAGGCUAUGAAGGCUGCUGCUGACCGGGGCGAGGAGCUGGGCAAGGCUUCUUUUUAG
This is a messenger RNA of Drepanopeziza brunnea f. sp. 'multigermtubi' MB_m1, 867 nucleotides long. RefSeq lists its product as uncharacterized. The record is from RefSeq and is a predicted model, not a curated record. Gene Ontology annotation, molecular function: pyrroline-5-carboxylate reductase activity. Gene Ontology annotation, biological process: L-proline biosynthetic process. NCBI's taxonomy places the organism in Eukaryota, Fungi, Ascomycota, Leotiomycetes, Helotiales, Drepanopezizaceae.